Molecule: messenger RNA, 3660 nt
Organism: Blumeria graminis f. sp. triticale
Lineage: Eukaryota; Fungi; Ascomycota; Leotiomycetes; Helotiales; Erysiphaceae
Source: the annotation of a GenBank genome assembly
AUGUCUGAUGCUGAAUUUGAGACGAUCAGAAAGCUUCAGGUAGAGCGCAAUUCUGCUAUCGCUGCAAAGAAAGGAUCAUCAGCGAUCGAUUUCUCAACUCAACGAACUGAUUCUUCGACCAAAGCCUCACUGACAGAUAGUUUCGACACCACUUUAUACGAUCGCGAAGGUGUCGAUAAGUUCGAGGGAUACAACUCUUCUAUACCAGCUGCAGAUGGUGAUGAAGAUGAUGAAAAAGAUGAUACUACCAAUCGGCUUAUUGGCCAAUAUACGGGAUCUAAAGAUCAGAUAAAUGAAUUUUCCCAUGGUGCUGGAGUUGAAGAAGAAGAUAUACUACUAGGUCGAGAGAAAAGUGCACGUAUUUCUGACCGUGAAACUGAUUAUCAAAAGCGUCGUCACAAUCGAGUCUUGACACCUACAAGAGCAGAUGCCUUUGCAACCAACGGGGAAAGCGAAAAUGGAGAAAGUUAUCGAGAUAUAAUGGCGCGUAGGGAAUUAGAAAGAGAAGAAGAACGGGUGAGGAAAGCAAUAGAAGAAAAAGAGGCCAAUGGUGAAGUUAUCCACCACAAGGCGACUCUAACUAAAGAAGGAAGUCAAUCCCCUACUGCAAAUAACAAGAAAGACACAGAAAGCGAAGAAGCAUCAUCUACUGGGCGCAAGCGAAAACAACGUUGGGACGUAACCUCUAAACUUACAGAAUCUCCCCCUGCUACAGAUACGAAAGCUAAACGCUCCCGAUGGGACCAAACACCUUCUAUUGGAGUAAUAGGUGAAGGUGAGACCCCUCGGCGACGUUCACGAUGGGAUCAGGCUCCAGCCGCUACUCCUAUUGGGAAUCAAGGCUUAUCCACGCCUAUGCACCCAUCACAGAUGGGCGGGCCUGUACUACCGACAACAUUUGGUACAGAUAUUUCCAUGAGGAAUGCUCCUUUAUCCGAUGAAGACCUUGAUAUUAUGUUACCCUCUGAAGGCUAUAAAAUUCUUGAUCCCCCUCCUGGAUACGCGCCAAUACGAAUUGCAUCUCAAAAAAUCAUGUCUACCCCAACGCCGGCCGCAGGAUACGGAGGAUUUAUAAUGCAAGAGCCGGAAAGUGGAAGAAAUACAGGGAAAUCCCUUCCCAGUGAGAUUCCAGGUGUUGGAGAUCUUCAAUUCUUCAAAGCAGAAGAUAUGGUAUACUUUGGAAAGCUUACUGACGGAAGUGAUGAAAAUACAAUGAGUGUAGAGGAACUUAAGGAACGAAAGAUCAUGCGAUUGCUCUUAAAAGUGAAGAAUGGGACACCGCCAAUGAGAAAGACGGCAUUACGUCAGCUCACAGAUAAUGCACAACAGUUUGGAGCUGGUCCCCUUUUCAACCAAAUCUUACCACUGCUAAUGGAAAAAAGCUUAGAGGAUCAAGAACGACAUUUGUUGGUGAAGGUUAUUGAUCGAGUUCUAUACAAGCUUGAUGAACUCGUUCGGCCUUAUGUUCAUAAAAUUUUGGUUGUCAUUGAGCCACUGCUCAUUGAUCAAGAUUACUACGCACGAGUUGAAGGUCGGGAAAUAAUUUCUAAUUUAAGUAAGGCAGCAGGCCUUGCUCAUAUGAUUAGUAUCAUGAGGCCGGAUAUAGAUCACGUCGAUGAAUACGUGAGAAAUACCACAGCUCGAGCAUUCGCUGUUGUAGCUUCAGCCUUAGGUAUUCCUGCGUUACUUCCAUUCUUACGUGCUGUCUGUAGGAGCAAAAAAUCAUGGGAAGCUCGACACACCGGUGUCAAAAUUGUCCAGCAAAUUCCGAUCCUCAUGGGCUGUGCAGUAUUACCUCAUCUCAAAGGGCUUGUUGAUUGUAUUGGGGGGAAUUUGAACGAUGACCAGACCAAGGUUCGGACCGUAACUAGUUUAGCAAUCGCUGCACUUGCUGAGGCUGCAAAUCCUUACGGUAUUGAAAGUUUUGACGAUAUUCUCAAUCCACUUUGGACAGGUGCCCGUAAGCAACGAGGCAAGGGUCUCGCAGGAUUUCUUAAAGCUGUUGGAUAUAUAAUCCCACUGAUGGACGAGGAAUACGCCAAUUACUACACUGGUCAAAUUAUGGAAAUCUUGUUGCGAGAGUUCUCCUCUCCGGACGAAGAAAUGAAGAAGGUAGUUCUCAAAGUCGUCUCACAGUGUGCUGGUACAGACGGCGUUACAUCAGGGUACCUAAAAGAACAGGUUCUCGAUGAGUUUUUCAAAAGUUUUUGGGUUCGACGAAUGGCUCUAGAUAAGCGAAACUACCGACAAGUUGUUGAGACUACGGUUGACCUCGGUCAAAAGGUCGGUGUCGGCGAAAUCGUCGAACGAAUAGUGAACAACCUCAAAGACGAAAGUGAAGCUUAUCGAAAAAUGACAGUCGAAACAGUAGAAAAGGUUAUUGCAAGUCUAGGUGCAGCCGAUAUAGGAGAAAGAUUGGAGGAAAGACUAAUUGAUGGAAUCCUUCAUUCUUUCCAAGAACAAAGCGUGGAAGAUAUAGUGAUGCUCAAUGGAUUUGGAACUGUGGUUAACGCACUUGGAAGUCGCUGUAAACCUUAUCUGCCCCAAAUUGUUAGUACGAUACUCUGGCGGCUUAACAACAAAUCUGCUACUGUUCGCCAACAAGCAGCUGACUUAAUUUCUCGUAUCGCUAUGGUUAUGAAACAGUGUGGAGAGGAUGCUUUGAUGGGAAAACUAGGUAUUGUUCUCUACGAAUUUUUGGGUGAAGAGUACCCAGAAGUGCUAGGAUCGAUUUUAGGGGCUUUACGUUCAAUUGUCACUGUAGUUGGUAUCAGUCAAAUGCAACCGCCGAUUAAAGACUUACUCCCACGUUUAACUCCAAUCUUACGGAAUCGACAUGAAAAGGUACAAGAGAACACCAUCGAUCUGGUCGGCCGUAUAGCAGACCGUGGUCCAGAAAGCGUCAACGCCCGUGAAUGGAUGAGAAUAUGCUUUGAGCUUCUCGACAUGCUCAAGGCACACAAAAAAGGUAUUCGUAGAGCAGCAAACAAUACUUUUGGUUUCAUCGCAAAAGCAAUCGGUCCUCAAGAUGUUCUCGCCACUCUUCUCAACAAUCUUCGUGUACAGGAGCGACAAUCACGAGUCUGUACUGCCGUGGCGAUUGGAAUUGUCGCAGAAACGUGUGCACCUUUUACUGUGUUGCCAGCAUUAAUGAAUGAGUACCGUGUUCCUGAGCUUAACGUUCAAAAUGGUGUUCUAAAAUCACUAUCUUUUCUGUUCGAGUAUAUAGGAGAGAUGGCCAAAGAUUAUGUUUAUGCAGUCACACCACUUCUAGAGGACGCUCUUAUUGACAGGGACCAAGUCCAUAGGCAAACGGCUGCUUCGGUUGUAAAGCACGUUGCACUCGGGGUCGUUGGCCUUGGAUGCGAGGAUGCCAUGCUGCACUUACUCAACCUUCUGUGGCCUAAUUUAUUCGAAACUAGCCCUCAUGUUAUUGACCGUAUAAUUGAGGCAAUUAUUGGGAUUAAUAUGUCGAUUGGACCAGGGCUCACCAUGAAUUAUGUGUGGGCAGGCCUCUUUCACCCGGCGCGAAAAGUCCGUGUUCCGUACUUCCGCAUCUAUAAUGAGAUUUAUGUACUUCAAAGCGAUGCCAUGGUCCCCUAUUACCCGACUCUAGAUGACGAGAAGAUAGAUAGACCUGAGCUGGCAAUUGUUAUAUAA